GUCUUAAUUGUGUAAAAAUAGUCCUCGUUCUACCAAAUAGUUUUCAGCCCUGAACGCUAUCAAAAUUUACCAUUCAUUUGUUUUUAAUUGAGACAUAUUGUUUCUGAUUAAGACGAAUAAAACUUUUCACUUAUUUGGAAACAUUUUGAAAAAAGGCGCAUUGAUUUCUCAUGUAUGCAAAUUUAUUAUGGCGAUAGGCUGUUGAUCGCUUUUUGGGGAAAAAAAUAAUUUUGUUGGUGUUUUGCAAAUUAUGAAGCGAUCACAAGACAGGGAUGUUUCGCCUAGAAUCAAAAGAUCCCGUUCAGAAUAUCUAGGACCUGAGCAUGACUUCAUCAGAGAUAGAUAUUCAUCAGAAAGGGAACGUUCCCGUACUCGCAUGAAAGACACCUUUUUCGAGGACGAAAUGGAUCGCCAACGUGCAAAAUAUAAGGACGAUAGAUAUGAUGACUAUCCACCCGCAAUGCCAAGAACUGAAACAAGAAACCCUGAGUAUAGGUCAUUGUGUGUAAGUGGUGUUAGUAGCAAAGUGCCAGACAGAAUUUUGAAAGAUCAAAUGUACAGAGAGUUUGAAAAGUAUGGUGAAAUGAACGUGAAUAUCACAUUCAGUGGUGAUCAACGGGUGGUUUACAUUAACUUCAAGUAUCCCGAAGAUGCUCGUGCAGCAAAACAUGACAAGUAUAAUAAGCUAAUUGUAUUCGACAGGCCCGUCAGAAUCGAGUCUGUGUAUAAUAAGAUACGCAGUUCCAGUCCACCUCCUUAUCGUGAACAAUUUAGCAGUGGACGUGGUGAUUAUCCAACGCCUGGGCCUCCAAUGGGGCGUGGCUAUCCUGGACCCCCAGGCCCACCACUACCAGGACCUGGUAGGGACUUUCACGGACCACCUCCUCCAUUCCGCGGAGAUUUUCAUGGUGGACCUCCACUCCAUCACGAUGAUCAUGCUUUUCCUCCACAUAACCAAGAAGGAGGCUUUGUUCCAAAAAGAGCUCCAGGAAGUGAAAAGUUCCCGUAUCAUUUAGAUCAUAAACCACCUGAGGAAGAUGCUAAUGCAACUAGAACAUUGUUUAUUGGCAACUUAGAUUAUAAUAUUUCAGAACAAGAAAUAAGAAGUAUUUUUGAGGCAUUUGGGCCGAUAGAUGAAAUUGAUAUCAAAAGACCACAGAGAGGCCAAGGAAAUGCAUAUGCAUUUAUGAAGUACUAUAAUUUAGACAUGGCCCAUCGAGCUAAAGUUGAAAUGUCUGGCAAAUACAUUGGAAGAUUUCAGUGCAAAAUUGGCUACGGAAAAAUUAUACCUUCAAGUUGUAUUUGGGUAGGUGGUUUAGGGCCAUGGGUAACACCUCAAGCUCUUGAAGCAGAGUUUGACAGAUUUGGUGUCAUUUUAAAAAUUGAUUGGCCACAUGGCAAAAACUAUGCUUACGUUGUGUAUGAAAAUGGUGAUGCAGCACAGGCAGCUUUGAACGAGAUGCGUGGCUUCCCUUUGGGUGGAAAAGACAAACGCAUAAGAGUAGACUUUGCAGAUCCAACUCAUAUUGGUCAACAAAUUAAUGAUGCACCACCUCCAAAGAGAAACUACGGUCAACCAAUGGAUGGUGCAAGAUACAGUGAUGGACCUCCAAGAGAUGGCUAUUCUGGUCCACCAAGAGAGCCUUUCCCAGGAGGUGAUAGGGACGAAUGGGCAAGAGAAGGCAAUGGAUACAGGCCAGGUGACAGGCCAAGGCCAGGUUAUGAAGAUUUCAGGCCUUCGCCAGGUGACAAAAGAAUGUCUAGGUCUCCUGGUAGAGAUUAUUAUGAUCGCAGGAGAGACGAUUAUUCACCUCAAAGAAGACGCUCUAGAUCCCCAGAAGAUAUGUCACCAUUAGAAAAUAUUCACUCAUUGUCUGACCUUUCUAAGAGGUUACCUGUGGCAUGGAAUGGUGCUUUGGUACUAAAGUCCAGUGCGUUUCCAGCGAGAAUGCAUGUGGUCAGUGGAAAUGUGCAAAUCGUUGACAGAUUAAUGCGUGAUCCUACAACUACUGAGACUCCAGCUUUGACUAUCAAACAGAGACUGCGUCUUGAUCCCAGCAAAACUGACGAUGUUGCAAAGCGUGUUCUGCAAGCUGGUCCAAGAAACCAUUGCGUGUUGAUAGCGUUCCCAAGCUCGUUGGAGAACUAUGAUGAUCCUGCACGAAAUAUUCAACAGCGACCGCUGAAGAAUCUGGUUUCAUACCUUAAGCAAAAAGAGGCUGCGGGGGUUAUCAGUCUUCCGCCCUAUCCAACCAAGGACAAAGACAAUGUUGGGCUUCUUCAUGCUUUCCCGCCCUGUCAGUUUGGUUACGAAUAUCUACUUCGCCGGGCCCCAAGCUGCCAGCAGAUUGCAUGCGAUGAUUACAUUGUUGUCGUUGUUGUUCGCGGGGCUGCUUAAAAAUAUAAUCUACUGUGUAGAUUUAGUUACCAACUACUUUUGACAGUCAUUGUUUAUCUGUAAAUAAGAUUUUUCCUAAACAAGGAUCAACUAUAAUCAUGGUUGAAUUGAACAAUUCUUUGUUUUAUAUAUAAUAUUAUGGUUUUGUAUGAUUUUAUUAUUACUUUGAAUGGUAAAACAUGGUCUCAUGAAUAUGAUUAUCAAUAACAUGCAACUUGAUGCAUAUUUAUUUAGAAAUAAUAAGUAAUUGAAUUUAUUUUACUUUUUAAAGCAAGUUUUACAAAUUGUGACUUGGUUUCCAAUUGUCGACAGAUGUUGGCUGUUAGGUGAUUAUUAUUUAAUUGAUUUUUGAAAAAUGUUACCCUUUUUCUUCUUUCUGAUAUGUUGUGGAAAGAGACACAUUAAUAGAGUAAAUAUCUGAAUGUGAAAUUAAGAACCUGUAUUAAGUCUUGAGAGCUAUUUCAUUUAAACAUAUGACCCACAUGGGGAAGGCACUUCUAAAUAAUGCCACCACUACACAAGCAUAUUUACCGUGGGAUAUAUGUUUUACUGGAAUAGCCCUUAUCUGUCAUUGCCCGGUUAACAAAUUUUAAUGUGUUGCUGAGGUUGCAUACUUCUGGUUUCGUGGUCAACAUAAUACUUUGUCCAAUGAGAAGGCAGUAUACUUCACAAUUGUCAAUACAUGAUUUUUUUGAAAUUCAGCAGUCAUUAAUUUUGCUUAUAACGAGGCAAAGAGGUAGAUAUAAACAUUUGAAAUGAGUAGUUUACACAAUGUUAAGUAAACCACGAAAAAUGUUCAAGAUUGUUAGAAUGUACAUGCACAAAAUAAAUGGUUAUAAAAUGCACUGUCUCAUCAGACCAUUUAUUUUGGCAUGUACAUGCUAUUAAACAACCUCCAUUAUGUAGUAAUUUUAAAAUAAGCCAUUUGAACUGCAAUAUUUAAAGCUGCACUUUCACAGAUUUACUGUUUUUCCAACUUUUUUUUAGUUUUUGUCUUAGAAUGAGCAACGUUUUGGGUAAAUAUCUGCAAACCAGUGAUAUAAGACUGCUGACAAAAGAUCAGAUGGCAGAUUUUCAUAUUUCCAUUCCAAAAUUGAUGUUUUGUGGCUUAAACCGUUACUAACGAUUUAAGAAAAAUGCAUAAAACAUCAAAUUUGGAGAGGAAAUAUGACAAUCUGUGAUCUGAUAUUUUGUCAGCAGUCUUUUUACACUGGUUUUCAGAUAUUUACGCAAAUAUUUGCUGGUUCCAAGACAAAAAAUAAAAAAGUUGUCAAAAUUCAAUCUGUGAGAGUGCAACUUUAAAGUAAUGGAUGUUUAUAGAUGCUUAGCUCUUUCAUGAUAAUCCAGAUAAUUGUAAAUUAUUGAAUGUGGUUAUGUGUAUGUAAACUAGUUAGUAAAAAGGAAGGUUUUUAAAUAUCCUUAUAAAUUGAAAUAUUUGUAGCAUAGUUACAAAUCAUGUUUUGAUACGUCUUAUCAUUGGUAAACACCGUCUUUUGUAUGUUAAAAGCAACUUUUUGGGUUGUCACAAAUUUGAGCUAAUGUGAAUCAUUAAAUGAGUGAUAUGUAAGAUGGAUUAACAUAUGAAGAUUUUACAACUUCAUUAAGGCCAUUCUUCAAGUUUAAAGCAUAAAAUCAAGAAGUUGUUUUACAAACUUUUAUCUCUUAAAGGACUUGUUCACGAUCUUACGUUGGGAACAUUUUUUACACUGUAGAAAUUCAUAUUUUUACUUUCAUGAACAAAAUCCAAUUCGCGGACGUAUCCUUAUUAAAAUAACUAUAUAAAUCCAAGCCUAAUAUAAUGAAGUUUUCAACAGCAUUUCUUUAUUGCUUUUUCUGCAAAAUAAAGCCAUUUUCUGUCACAUUUAUAAAUAAUGAAUAACAAUAGAGCUUUUAUUUAAACUUUUUAUGGUGAAUUAUAAUUGAAAUAAGUAUUUAUUAAGUGUUUCACACAAACUUUUUUCAAUCACUGGCCCUUAAAAAUGUGAGCAUGUCUCAUAUAAAGAACAAAAGAUUUCUGCUCAUUUUGAUUUUAAAACUGCUUAUUUUCAUAGGCUAGAAAUGAUCAAUAAUUGUAUUUCCAAUAUCAACUUGUGGAAGUUGGUAAAUUGACAGGUUUAUUGAAUGAGUGUGUUUAUACAUAUCGUGAUUCUUGUUGUGUUUUCUUAUUGGUUAAUCUGACAUUCAAAAUUGUAUAUGAGUAGAAAAUCAGGUUUCAAUGUAAAUUGUUAUGGAUAUUCUGUUAUUAUUUUAAAUGAUGAAUUUCUCGUUAACAACUUAUGUUGCCUCAUAUAUAUUUUUGUUGGAAAUUCAAUUAUUUGAAAUUUAGUCCGAUAGUUGUGUUAUUCAAGUUAAACUUGGGACAUCAAAAUUCUGUACAAUUUUCAUAAGAGUUUAUAGAACUAUAAAAACAUUUUGUUAAUACCUACAUGUACAUGUACCUUAACAUGCAUUAUUAUCAUGGGGAUAUUUAACUAUAUUUGUUGAAACUUUUUUUAAUAUGUAUCACCCGAUUUCAUCUUAUCUUUGUUUGGCUAUGUUUAAGUUGUACAUAACAACGCUACGUUGUACUUGUAAACAUAACAGUAUAUUCCUUUAAUCUGUCAAUUUUGUGAACAACAUGAUCAUGUAUAUUUCCGAUGAGGCUUCAGGUUUUUUCCCAGAUGAAACUUGAACUACACCAAACCUGGGCGACUAUGCAUAAUCUUCUGUGGAUGGCAGAAAAUCCUUCAUAGACAUUCAGCUGGCUUUUGGGACUUGGGGGCUUGAGUUCCGGCUUGUAUUCACAGCUACCAGUUGCAGUUUGGGCACUAUAGAAUCUGCUGUCAUGGUUGCCAAAGCUUAGACUAGCAGAUUGCCGAUUUUCUGGUGCGAUCAAAGUGAACAAUGUUUUACAACUUGUACAUCUAAAUGGCGAAGAAUCAUGGCAAACAAAGCCCAUGAUUGUCAUCGGCUUUGAAAAUCAUGUUACAUAGAGAAAAAUUUACAGGAAGGACAAUCUUGGAAGUUUCGUCAGAUAGACUUAUGUUCGGAAAAGUUUUACUUGUGGGACUUCUUAUCUAAGACAGUGUGCAUAUUGUGUUAGGGGAAAUGAGAGAAUUAUUUUAUGAGAAUGUGCUUUUAUGAAAUUAGGUUGUGUGUGAUUGUGUUUCAAUGUGCAAAGUUUGUGUUAGGUAACCUUCCAUAUUCAUUUUGUGCUUUUUAUUAUGUGAAAUAUUUUGAAUCAAAAUUGCGACCACUGCAUUAUUCUGGGAGGGAAUUUCAGAUGUUUUGUGGAGAUCCUGAUUCCAUAGAUGUGCAGGAAUAUAGUGAUAUAAUCUUGUGGGCUUGAGUUUCUCAAAAGUGAGUGAAACAAAAUUGUGAUGCACAUUUGUACAUGUAGGUAACAACCUUUUUGUCAAAUGUUAAGAAGUCUUUUUGGGAUGACAAGAAAAGUUUCAAAUCAUCUGGGAUUCAACAUCAAGUUUUAAUGUUUAAAAAGUAUAUUAUUAGGAAUGACGGAAAAGUUUCACUGUCCAUCUGAGAUCCAACAAAGUUUAAAUGUUAAAAAAGUUUUUUUUAAGGAAUGAAGGAAGUUUCACUGUUCAUCUGGGAUUUAACAUAAGUUUAAUGCUGUGCGUCAAGUGUUUUAACCCAUACUGCUUGAAGUAUUUUAGAGGCUUACAUACUAAUCAUCUCCUUUAGCAACCAUAUUCUGUGUCUAUCUGUGUUUGUGCUGAAAGAAUGGGAAUCAUUAGAACAAAUAAACCCUUGAAAAAGUUAAUAGAUUUUCCUUAAAACGCUGUGCCAAAUGUGUGUUCUACUGAUUUUAUAGUGAUUUGUUUUAACCAAGAACCCUGACACCGUAAAUAUGGAAGUGAUCAGUUUUAUAAUACAGAUUCACAUUGUGCAUGGGAAAAUAUGUGAUUGUGGUUAUACAUUGAUUGUGCAAAGAAUAAAGUGCAAGCUAGUUA
Messenger RNA from Mya arenaria, 6348 nucleotides. RefSeq names its product putative RNA-binding protein 15B. Gene Ontology annotation, cellular component: nucleus. Gene Ontology annotation, molecular function: mRNA binding. Gene Ontology annotation, biological process: regulation of alternative mRNA splicing, via spliceosome. The record is from RefSeq and is a predicted model, not a curated record. Lineage: Eukaryota; Metazoa; Mollusca; Bivalvia; Myida; Myidae.